UGCUAGAGCUGCUCUGAUUUUGAAAGGAAUGGGGAAAGGGCUUUCAAUAUGGCAUUACAGCUGCUCUGCUGAUUCUCGUUAGGUCUAAGGUUCUACUCCACAAAUCAAAGGAAACAAGACUGCUCAAGCUAGAUCUGCCAGGGUCACCCUUCGAGACUCCUUCUGCCAUGUCAAAGUUAGCUUUGCUUAAGCCAUAUUGAAACCAUUUUAGAAUAGGAGAGGUAAGCAGCUGCUGAAAAGUGCCAUGAGAUUCAAGGUCCUUCUAUCUUGCAAAAGAAUACAGGCAUUGGGGACUGGGAGCCCUAGAAGGGAGUUUUAAUAGGGAAAUUCAUGCUGUAGCCUCAGAUCAGGCAAUGGAUGUGUUACUGUGCUGACCUCCUUUAAUAAACUCUUUCUGGUUGAAAUUCACCAAGUUAGAUAAAGACAGGGCAUUAUGAGAUCUCAAUCAGGUUUCCAGGUUACCUGUCCAGGAUCCAGAAUUUCUACUAUGGACCAGAUGGCCAAAUGUGAAACCUACGAAAGAAAUUAUGACAACAUGGUAAAGAUGCUUGAGGAUCUGAAUAGAGACUUAGAAAAACUACUGGAAGACAUGGAAAAACUAUCAGUGCAGGCUACCUGGAUGGCUUAUGAUAUGGUGGUGCUGCGUGCUAACCCAGACUUGGCCAACUCAAUGAGACGCCUGGAAGAUGCCUUUCUUACCUGUAAGGAGGAAAUGGAGAAAAACUGGCAAGAAAUGUUGAAGGAAACUAAAGGCGCAGAACAAAAAUCAGAAUAAAUACCAACCUUUAAAACAUCUGGUGGAAAUGUAAGCCUUGGAAAAAAUUGUCUUGACAUCACUUUGUUGACACAUACAUAAAUGUCUGUUUAUAAAAUACAUUUUAAAUUCGAUGUUCGACGUAUGUCCACAUUAAA
This is a messenger RNA of Sceloporus undulatus (fence lizard), 912 nucleotides long. It is a transcript of the gene SYCE3, whose product is annotated as synaptonemal complex central element protein 3. The transcript has 3 exons. Gene Ontology annotation, biological process: synaptonemal complex assembly; reciprocal meiotic recombination; spermatogenesis. The record is from RefSeq and is a predicted model, not a curated record. The coding region runs from base 434 to 775 and encodes 113 amino acids. Gene Ontology annotation, cellular component: central element. Lineage: Eukaryota; Metazoa; Chordata; Lepidosauria; Squamata; Phrynosomatidae.